CAUUGCGUUCCUUCUCUCCCAGUGAAAAUCAAACUGUUCUCAACAGAGGAAAAGCAGCUCCCAUAUUCUUAGCUAGAAGGCAUCAGGUGGGAAUCAAACUCUGCGGAAAUGAACUCACUGAGAGAUGAAUGCUUCUCUGUUUUGUUUUUUCCUCAGGCAGGAGAAGGUGAAGAAAGAGGCUUGGGACAGGGAGGGUAUAGCUUGGAGAGGCAAAAAGAUGAGGGAAAGGUUAAGCAGGAAGGAUCUUGAGAUGAGAGAAACAUGUAAAUCUCCGGUUACUCCCAUCCUCAGCCCCUGUCCCCUUCUACAGUCUUCUCGAUUCCCAUCCCAAGCCUCUAGCCACAGUAACCACACAACUCAUUUCCCCUGGAACCGAGGAUGCAUACCUGGGCUCCCCAAGGAGGGGAUGAUGCAGGGAGGGAAAUCCCACCUGCUGUGAGUCACCUGCUACUCUAGGGCGGAUCUUAAAUGCAGGGACCUUAAAAAGGGACUCAGAGGCACGGGAAGAAAAACAACAGGAAGCAGCAAAGACACUCAGCGAACAACUGAGGAAACACAGCCUGACACACACUGAGCAGAGUCCCGCUGAGAGCAAGGGGAAGUGGGCAGAAAUUCCACGAGGACGUGCAAGGCACAGCGUCAGAGCAGCGAGAUGCUGGGGAGCGGGGCUGUGCUGCUGCUGCUGCUGCUGGUGCCCUGGACAGCUCAGUGCCGGACUGUGCCUGCGGGAGGCAGCCCUGCCUGGGACCGGUGCCAGCAGCUCUCACGGAAGCUCUGCACACUGGCCUGGAGCGCGCACACGCCAAUGGGCCAUGUGGAUCUGCCAAGAGAAGAAGAAAAUGAGGAGAGUACAAGUGAUGUCCCUCAUAUCCAGUGUGGGGAUGGCUGUGAUCCCCAAGGACUCAGUGACAACAGUCAGUCCUGCUUGCAAAGGAUCCAUCAGGGCCUGUUUUUUUAUGAAAAGCUGCUGGGCUCAGACAUCUUCACAGAGGAAACUUCUUUGCUCCCCAAUGGCCCUGUGGGCCAGCUUCAUGCCUCCCUGCUGGGCCUCAGGCAGCUCUUGAAGCCCGAGGGUCAGCACUGGGAGCCACCUGAGCAGACUCCCAGCCUCAGUCCCAGCCAGCCGUGGCAGCGCCUCCUACUCCGCCUCAAGAUUCUUCGCAGCCUGCAGGCCUUUGUGGCAGUAGCUGCUAGGGUCUUUGCCCACGGAGCAGCGACCCUGAGCCCUUAAUGCCACAGCUGAAGAUGGCACCCAGCUCCCCUGGCUCAGCCAUACUGAGCUAACGCUCUCAGCCAGGCACCGCCAUGCUAACAAUCAGCCCGUUCAUUUGCAUGGGAUUUGCUUAUGUUGAAAAUCGACCGAUACUGACUAACUUAUGAUGCUGACCUACAACAAGGUCGAGUAUUUAUUAGAUGGGAGGGAAAUUUUCGGGUUAUUUAUCUUCAUGACAAGUUUGGGGUGGUGGAUUAUUUAUUAUAUUUAUAUUGAAUUAUGUAUGUUUAUCAAUAAAGACUUAUUUA
Molecule: messenger RNA, 1521 nt
Organism: Talpa occidentalis (Iberian mole)
Lineage: Eukaryota; Metazoa; Chordata; Mammalia; Eulipotyphla; Talpidae
Gene: IL23A
Product: interleukin 23 subunit alpha
Exons: 4
Coding region: 653-1231 (192 amino acids)
Biological process (GO): immune response; positive regulation of T cell proliferation; positive regulation of T-helper 17 cell lineage commitment
Cellular component (GO): extracellular region; interleukin-23 complex
Molecular function (GO): cytokine activity
Source: RefSeq, a predicted model, not a curated record